Messenger RNA from Parnassius apollo (apollo), 495 nucleotides. The record is from the annotation of a GenBank genome assembly. Lineage: Eukaryota; Metazoa; Arthropoda; Insecta; Lepidoptera; Papilionidae.
AUGCUUCAAACGCAAAUAUUGUGGAUUGGCGAAAUAACAGCAAAAGCAGAUCUAAUAAUUUGGUAUAUCCAAGAUCUGAUGGAGGAGCUUCAAUUACCGAAUAAUCAAGAAGAGGCUGAUAUGUUCAUGUCAGUAAUAAAAUCUAGGAUGAGAGAAAUAAUACGUGAGCAUCAUUCGAUGUACAAACUUCUGAAAAACUAUACCACAGUUUACAAAAAAUUACUUAUGUUUGAACAAAAAGCUGCCGGUCCUGUUGUAUGUCUUACCGCCUACUGCAUCGCUGAGGUAAGAUCAAUUGGCGAUGCUUGUCUGGAUAUUCCUUUUUGGAAUAUUGGCCGAGUUAUUCGACCUUACAUGGUUUUAAUAAUGCAAAAAUCAUUACGACCACUUCAACUCAGUGCCCCUGGUUUCGAUGAAGUAUCUGUUCAGACAUUUUCUAACAACAUGGCAGCAGCUUAUUCUUAUUUCAACAUGUUGCGACAGACAAACAUUUAA